Messenger RNA from Coffea eugenioides, 753 nucleotides. RefSeq names its product xyloglucan galactosyltransferase XLT2-like. The coding region runs from base 1 to 753 and encodes 250 amino acids. The record is from RefSeq and is a predicted model, not a curated record. The transcript has a single exon. NCBI's taxonomy places the organism in Eukaryota, Viridiplantae, Streptophyta, Magnoliopsida, Gentianales, Rubiaceae. Gene Ontology annotation, molecular function: galactosyltransferase activity. Gene Ontology annotation, biological process: xyloglucan biosynthetic process.
AUGGAUAUCCCAAUGCUUCCCUCUGUCAAAUCCUCAUCCCAAUUUGCUUGGGCCCUUCUCAUCUUUCUCUUCCAAAUUGGAUUUAUCGUCCUAGUCUUCACUAUUACCACCUCUCGUGCUCCCAGAGUUUCGACGACGACGACGGCAGACGACCAAUUAUCCUCAGCCACCCAUCCGCAGCAGCAGCAACGACAGAUACCGAAGGAACAGAUUACUCGACAGCUGCUUGCUCCUCCUCCUCCUGAUCAGCAUCCUGAUGUUGUUGACCAAGCACAAUGUGAAUAUGGGAAGGUUUACGUAUACGACGACCUUCCUCCAAUUUUCAACAAGAAACUGCUGGAAAACUGCAUUAUAGACUCUCGUAAAUCCCAAUGCGAGGCGCUGUCCAACGGUGGAUUUGGGCUUGAAGCCACUACCGCUCUCGCCGGCAUUGUCCCGCCUGAGCUUGCUCGUGCUUGGUACCGGACCCACGUGUUCGCGAGCGACCUUAUAUUUCACAAUCGGAUUCUCAACUACAAGUGUAGAACCAUGGAGCCGGAAUCCGCUAAGGCAUUCUACGUCCCAUUUUAUGCUGGACUAGCGGCCUCCAACAUUUUAUUCAGUGGCUACACUGCCAAAGAACGAGAUGAACCCUUCUACACUUUCCUCGAAUGGAUCAAGAACCAGCAUUAUUGGAAGAGAUCCAACGGUUCUGAUCAUUUCCUUACUGUGGGUCGAACUUCAUGGGACUUGAAAGUUGAAACGGGUCCGUGA